Messenger RNA from Glycine soja, 4749 nucleotides. Its product is annotated as 3-ketoacyl-CoA thiolase 2, peroxisomal-like. Lineage: Eukaryota; Viridiplantae; Streptophyta; Magnoliopsida; Fabales; Fabaceae. Bases 91 to 1323 code for a protein of 410 amino acids. The transcript has 13 exons. Gene Ontology annotation, cellular component: peroxisome. Gene Ontology annotation, molecular function: acetyl-CoA C-acyltransferase activity. The record is from RefSeq and is a predicted model, not a curated record. Gene Ontology annotation, biological process: fatty acid beta-oxidation; phenylacetate catabolic process.
AUCCAAGUGAACAAAUCCAAUCUCUCUCUCAAUCUCACCUUCUUUCUCUGCGAUUUUUUCUUCAAUUUCCAGAUCACGAAACUAAAGAAGAUGGAGAAAGCGAUCAGCAGACAGAAGAUUUUGCUUCAUCAUCUCAACCCUUCAUCGUCUACCCACGUCAACGAAUCAUCCUCCCUCUAUGCUUCAGCAUGUGUGGCGGGGGACAGCGCUGCUUAUCAAAGGACAUCGACAUUCAGGGAUGAUGUUGUGAUCGUGGCUGCUUAUCGGACUGCUCAUUGCAAAGGUAAACGUGGUGGUUUCAAAGAUACUCUUCCUGAUGAUCUACUGGCUCCUGUUUUGAAGGCUGUAAUUGAGAGAACCAAUGUGAACCCCAGCGAAGUUGGGGAUAUUGUCGUAGGGAGUGUAUUGGCUCCUGGAGCUCAAAGAGCUAGUGAAUGCCGAAUGGCUGCAUUUUAUGCUGGUUUUCCUGAAACUGUGCCUGUUAGGACUGUUAAUAGGCAAUGUUCAUCUGGGCUCCAGGCUGUUGCUGAUGUAGCUGCUGCUAUAAGGGCUGGGUUCUAUGACAUUGGUAUUGGUGCCGGUUUGGAAUCUAUGACAACUAAUCCAAUGGGAUGGGAUGGAUCAGUGAAUCCUAAGGUAAAAAUGUUUGAACAAGCACAAAACUGCCUUCUUCCUAUGGGAAUUACCUCCGAAAAUGUUGCACAGCGCUUUGGGGUUUCAAGGAAGGAACAAGACCAGGCCGCAGUUGAGUCUCACAGGCGAGCUGCCGCAGCUACUGCUUCUGGUAAAUUUAAAGAUGAAAUUGUCCCAGUUACCACUAAGAUUGUGGACCCAAAAACUGGUGAGGAGAAAUCUGUCACCAUUUCUGUUGAUGAUGGAAUUCGACCUGGCACAACAGUGUCUGAUCUAGGAAGGCUCAAACCUGUGUUCAAGAAAGACGGAAGCACUACUGCUGGUAAUUCUAGUCAGGUGAGUGAUGGUGCUGCAGCUGUUCUGCUGAUGAAAAGAAGUGUUGCGUUGCAAAAGGGGCUACCCAUUCUUGGUGUAUUCAGGACUUUCGCAGCAGUUGGUGUUGAUCCUGCCAUAAUGGGUGUUGGUCCUGCUGCUGCAAUUCCUGUUGCUGUUAAGGCUGCAGGUCUAGAGCUUGAUGAUAUUGAUCUUUUUGAAAUAAAUGAGGCAUUUGCUUCCCAGUUCGUAUAUUGUCGUAACAAUCUAGGGCUUGAUCCAGAAAAGAUCAAUGUUAAUGGAGGUGCAAUGGCAAUUGGACAUCCUCUGGGUUCAACAGGAAUGUGGUACGGGUUGGACGAUUGGCAUAGGAAUUGAAUCUCAUGGUCUUUACUACCUCAAGCCUAAUCUUUCUUGGGUUUGUAGUGCUGUCACAUCUCCAAAGCUCCUUCAUGAACGUUUGGGACACCCACAUUUAUCUAAAUUAAAAAUAAUGGUUCCGAGUCUUGAAAAAAUAAAGGACCUAUUUUGUGAGUCAUGUCAACUAGGAAAACAUGUCCGUUCUUCUUUUAGGCAUGUUGAAAGUCGUGUUGAUUCCCCUUUUUUGGUUAUUCACUUUGAUAUAUGGGGUCCUAAUCGUGUUUCGUCUAUGAGUUAUAGAUAUUUUGUUACUUUCAUUGAUGAAUUUUCUCAAUGUACUAGGGUUUUCUUAAUGAAAGAACGAUCUGAAAUUUUGUCCUUUCUCACUUCUGUUAAUAAAAUUAAAACUCAGUUUGGUAAGACAAUUAAGAUCCUUAGGAGUGAUAAUGCGAAAGAAUACUUUUCUUCUGUUAUUUCUCCUUUUUUGUCAGCGCAGGGCAUUCUCCAUCAGUUCUCUUGUCCUCAUACUCCUCAACAGAAUGACAUUGCCGAAAGGAAGAAUAGACAUCUUGUUGAGACUGCUCGGACAUUAUUACUUCAUGCCAAUGAACCUAUCCACAUUGGGGUGAUGCAGUUUUGUCAGCCUGUUUUUUGAUAAAUUGGAUGCCUUCUUCCUCUAUUAAAAAAAAUAUCACAUUCCAUUUUGUUUCCUAAAGAACCGUUGUUUCAUGUUGAUCCACGUAUUUUUGGAUGCACUGUUUUGUUCAUAAAUUGUCUCGAGGUCUUAAUAAGCUUGCUGCUCAAGCCAUCAAAUGUGUUUUCCUUGGAUAUUCCAGAUUACAGAAAGGUUGCCGAUGUUACUCUCCUGUUCACAAUCAUUAUUAUGUCUUUGCAGAUGUAACAUUUUUUUGAAGAAAAACUAUACUUUGCUCCCUCCAUGGUUGAGGCCAAUACUCUUCAAGAAAUUUUUCCUAUUUCCUAUCUUGGUCCAUCACCUUCUUUGCAGGAAUCAGAGUCAACUGUAGAUUCUACCAUAGAUAUUCUUGACAUCCUUCACUUGAGCAGACUCAAAGAUCACCCAUUGAAUAUUGAUGUCAUCCUCGAAUUCCUGACGCAGAACUUGAAGGUAAUGAAAGACCAGUUGAAUCAUGUCCUACUCCGGCAGACAACCUGACCAUGGACCUACCCGAAGAGAAUCUUGACUUGCCCAUUGCUCUUAGGAAAGAUACUCUGUCUACACGUAAUUCUUAUUCUAUUUAUAACUUCUUAAGUUAUCAUUGUCUCUCUUCUUCGUACCAUUCUUUUGUUUUCUCUUUAUCUUCUGUUUCUCUUUCUAAAAAUCUUUGUGAAGCACUUGAUCAUCCAGGAUGGUGACAAGACAUGAUUGAUGAAAUGCAAGCUUUGGAGCUUAAUGAUACUUGGGAGUUAGUUCCUCUUCCCCCAGGCAAGAAACCUGUUGGUUGUUGAUGGGUAUAUGUUAUAAAAGUUGGGGCCAAUGGACAGAUUGAUCGCCUCAAAGCUCGAUUGGUAGCCGAAGGUUAUACUCAGAUUUAUGGUCUAGAUUAUGGAGAUACUUUCUUCCCUGUGGCUAAAAUUACUUCUGUUCGACUCUUUCUUGCCAUAGUUGUCAUCCGUCAUUGGCCACUAUAUCAGUUGGAUAUUAAAAAUGCAUUCCUACAUGGGGAAUUAGAAGAAGAGAUUUAUAUGGAGCAAUCACUGGGAUUUGUUGCUCAGGAGGAGUCUAGCUUGGUUUGCUCAGGAGGAGUCUGUUUUUGGAAAAUUCAGCUCAGUUGUUUAGGCUUUUGGGAUGAAACGAAGUGAAGCGGACCAUUUAGUUUUUUAUUAUCGUACUCAUCAAGUAGAUGUGUUUACUUGAUGGUCUAUGUAGAUGAUAUAGUCAUCACAGGAAAUGACCAAGGAAAAAUUGCUCAACUGAAGGGACACUUAUUUAGUCAUUUUCAGACUAAGGAUUUGGGAAAAUUUGAAUAUUUUCUUGGAAUUGAAGUUGCUCAGUCAAAAGAUGGGAUUAUCAUCUCACAAAGGAAGUAUGCAUUAGACAUACUGGUAUGUCAGAUUGUAGACCAAUUGAUAGUCUCAUGGAUCUAAAUCAAAAAUUGCUACCUAAUCAGGGGAAGCCUUAUUCUGAUUCUGAAAGAUAUCGGAUAUUGGUUGGGAAGCUUAUCUACCUCACUAUUACAAGGCCAAAUAUUUCCUUUGCAGUUGGAGUGGUGAGUCAAUUCAUGCAAUCUCCUCAUAAUGAUCAUCGGGAUGCAGUAAUUCGAAUUUUGAGAUACAUUAAAAGGACCCCAUGACAAGGACUACUCUAUGAAGACAAAGGAAGCACUCAAAUAGUUGGAUUUUGCGAUGCAAAUUGGGCAGUAUCACCCAUUGAUAGGCGUUCCACUUUAGGAUAUUGCGUGUCUAUUGGAGAAAAUCUUGUCUUAUGGAAGAGUAAUAAGUAAAAUGUUGUUGCAAGGUCUAGUGCAGAGGCUGAAUAUAAAGCUAUGACUGUAGCCACAUGUGAGCUCAUUUGGAUUAAACAACUUCUUCAAGAAUUGAAGUUUGGAAGUACUCAACAAAUGAAGCUAUGUUGUGAUAAUCAGGCAGCCCUACAUAUAGCUUCCAAUCCAGUAUUUCAUGAGAGAACUAAACAUAUUGAGAUUGAUUGUCAUUUUGUCCGGGAGAAAGUCUUUUCUAAGGAGGUUAUUAUUGAAUUCGUUAGUUCUAAUGAUCAACUAGCAAACAUCUUUACAAAAUCUCUAAGGGGACCAAGAAUUCAAAAUAUUUGUUCAAAGCUUGGAGCAUUUGAGUUAUAUGCUUCAACUUGAGGGGAAGCGUUGGAAUUUCACAUAUUGUAUGAGUAGUUAUUUCACACAUUGUAUGGGUAGUUGUUCCAACAAAGAAUAAUUAUUAAUGUACCUAGUUAGUCACAUAUUCAUGUAUCUAAAAAUUCACAUGCAUGUACAUAGGUACUAGAACUUCAUUAAUAUUCUUGUAAAUUUCACAUUGUAUUUACUCUCUAUGUCUAUAUAAAUAUAGAUCAGCUGAGUGGGUUAAGCACUCAAGCAUUUCACAACCUCUAGUCUCUUCAAUAAUUAGAAACCGGAUGAAAGCUUCAUCCUAUCCCAAGUGAAAUCGAAUGCUUCAUUCCUAUCCCAAGUCCAAAAUUAGUGUACAGAUACCGUAAGAUAUAUCCUAUAGAAAUAUAAGAACAUAAUGAAUAAAGUAAUUGAAUCAUCAGAUUACCUACUCUUAAUUGGGCAUUGGGAAUGUAUCUAGUACCCAAUAAAAACAGGUAUUCAAUAUAUAAAUGUGAAUCACAACCAUUUAGGAGUUCUAUGCAUCAUACACCACAUCCCUCUCAUGACUAGAACUCUACCUGGAACACAAUUAUUGUCACCGGUACUUGUCUAAUACCAAUAAUACAGAACAUUCUUAUUGUCU